CUAAUUGUUUUCCCAUAUUUUCCCAUAAUUUAAAUUUACUAGGUGUAACGUAUUCUAUUACUUUUAAAUGUUUUUUUGUAGGCUGCAUGUAUUGCCCUAAUGUUAAAGCAUCUACUCCAGCAUUUCUUAAAUCUUUCAUUGCUUGUUCUACUUCAUUGUCAGUUUCGCCCAACCCAAGCAUGAUUGAUGAUUUUGUAAUUAAAUUUUCAUUACAUUCUUUAGCUAUUCUUAAGACAUCCAAGGAUUGACUGUUUAAGACAAAAGUAUGAAAUAUAACAUGUAAAUUAUAAAUAUGAAUAUGUUUAAUAUAUAUGAGUAUUUUUUUUUUUAAAUUAUAAAAAUAUGUACUUAUAAUUAGCUCGUCUAUCUCUCACAAAUGGUGUUAAUCUCUCCACAGUUUCAAUAUUAUGAGCAAAUACAUCAAGAUUGGAAGCAACAAUAGUUGCGAUACUACUUCUAUUUCCUUUAAAAUCUGGUACUAAACAUUCAACAAAAAUAUCACUUCUAUAACAAAUAAAAGUAAAUAAAUAAAUUAAUGUUUUAUGAUAAAGAAGUAUUUACAAAUUCCAAAUAGAAUACCUGCAUUUAAUUUCCUUUACUGUCAUUGCUAUAUGUUUUGCUCCGCCAUCACUUAAGUCUAAUAACAAUUCAACACAAGAUUAUAUUUUUUUAUAUUAUUACAAAAUCAAAAUGUAUUAAAGUUUUGUAACUAACCAUCUCUAUCAACAGAUGUAAGAACAACAUAAUCUAAAUCCCAAUCUAUUAUUGCAGUUGCUGUAUUAACUGGUUCUUCAGGAUUUAAUGGUGCUGGCGUACGAGACGUUUUGACGGAACAAAAUCGACAGCCACGAGUACAAGUAUCUCCCAUUAACUAAAUAAUAUUUUAUUUUUGCAGCAUAUUCAAUUAUAUAGAACUAUGUUACUUAAUAAAGUUAGUUACCAUAAUAGUAGCAGUUGCAGUACCAUGGCUUCCUCCACCCCAACAUUCUCCAAUAUUGGGACAACGAGCUUCUUCGCAGACUGUACUUAAACGUAAUUGUCUUAAUUGAGAUUUUAUUUUAUUGUAAUUUUUACCCAUAGGUAUUUCAGUUUUAAGCCAUGGAGGUAAUUUCAAUCUGCUCUCUCCUUUUUCCAAUUUUAAUUUUCCUUUAUAUUCCGUAUAAUUAUUGCUGAUGAAAUCCUCAAACUGUGGGCCAUCUUCAAGUCUUUCAGAGAAUGUUUUAUUAAUUUUCUCGGUACAUCGUACACACUGUUGCAAUUAAUUAAUAUUAAUAAGAUUUUUUAUACGUACAUAAUAUGUAAUAAUAUUCUAAUAUAUAUUUUGUUAUAAGUAUAAAUAGUUAUAAAAUAAUGAUAGAACUUACUAUUGUAUGAAAAUGAAAGAGACCGAAUGAUUUUAAAUUUGUUGCAUAAGUUAUUCGCAACAUGCUCUAAAUUUAAUUAAGUCAAUUAGUUGUUUAUUGGAAAAUACGCAAAAAUAAAUUAGUUUACUUUUACCAUUUUCUUAAAAUUAUAUAUUUGUUGGUACUCGAUGGACGUAUAAAUAAUAAAUACGCAAUUUGAUUGGUCACACUCGUACUAUAUCGUACUUAAAUAUGACUACGACCUUUCUCUGUCGAUUUUGAAAUCGAUAUAGAUUCAUAUAACUUCAUGCCUUCCAAUAGUUUAUUUUUUGAAGGAACAGCAACUUCAAGCCAAUAAAAAUGGUAUACAGUGAUGUUUAUAGUUGUUAUACAAGGAUGUGUUGUUUGUGUUAGAGUGUACUGUCUUGAUCGUGGAAAAUUUAGUAUUUGGAUAUGUUGUAUUCGGUGAGUGUUUCAACAUGGUUCAAUUUCAUUUAUUUCAUCGGUUUGACGUAAUAGAAAAUAAUGGGCUUUGAUAAUUCAUCAAAUCUUUAGGAUAAAAAAGGAUGGGGUGUAUCAAUAGUCGUGCAGAUAUCAAUGAUCUACAUCCAAAUAUUUUUCAAGUGAUAAAUGUUGAUGAUUUAGGUAAUUUAGUUACUCCAGGACGUUUAGAAAUUACAGAUACAGAUAUAAUUUUAUAUCAACGUGGCAAACAGCCUAUAAAAUGGCCAUUACGAUGUUUAAGACGAUACGGUCAUGAUGCAGAAAUCUUUAGCUUUGAGUCUGGUAGAAGAUGUUCUACCGGGCCUGGUAUUUAUGCCUUUAAAUGCCAUCGAGCAGCGUAUUUAUUUAAUCUUGUUCAAACAAAUAUUCAAGUAUGUAAUAAUAGUAUAGACGACACAAUAUCAAGAGAGCUUCCGGUCGCUGCUCAAACAGUUCCAUCUGUAACAAGAGUGACAAUACCAUUUGAACCUAAUUAUUUAGAUCCAAUGCCUACUAGAUUUAACAACCGCAUGGGUACUAGAUUUGUUCAUAAUGAACAAAAUGGAAUAGGAAGACUAAGUAGCGUUGGAAGUAGUAAUGGUCCUAUGUCACCUCAAGGAACUAUAAGCACUCCAUCCCCUCCUCCUAUUUUACCACCACCACAACCACCACCACCACCACCACCAUCUACAAUUUCUCACUCACAUUCAUCCUCACUUUAUAUCAACGAAGAAAUAUUAUUAUCUAUUCCAUUGGAAAUGGAACACAAUAAUAAUAAAAGUCUUAGGAGAAUGACACAAAGCAGUGGCACAAGUGGAUGGGAAAUGACAUCCAUAACUAAAAAUCAAGAAUUGUCAUGUAACAAUAGGCCAUUGUUAUCUUCAACAGUAUCCUACAUGAAUGUGGGUAUUAAUAAUGAAGUUAGCCCACUUUCACCAAAUCAUAAUACUUUGGAUGCAACUACAUGUAUAGAAGAAAUUAAUGAAACAAAUGUUUCUGAACAUGCAUACAUGAAUAUAAGUCCUGGUAAUGAUCAAGCUGAUUCCGUUGCUGUUAGGGUACAUCCACUACCAUUGCCAGUUUUACAAUCUAAUUCAGAAGAUGGAUCAAGGCACUGUUAUGCUAAUUUAGAAUCAACUGAAAUUGAAAGUUUAAAAAAAAGAUUUUCAGGAAUUUCUAUAUCUGAUAAAUCACCUUUACCUCCAUCGACACCUACAGGUAUUGCAAUUAGGGAAGUUAAUUAUGCUGUUUUGGAUUUGGAUAAGAAAGAUGAAUCAAUGAAUCCAUCAUUGGAUGGUGCAAUACAUUUGACACCAUCUCCCCCAGAGUCACCCAAUAAGAUACAGAAAGGAUAUGCUACAAUAGAUUUUAAUAAAACAGCUGCUCUCUGUCAUUCUGUUAAUCCUAAUCUUGUAAAUGAUAAUGAAGGUUCGCGAAAGACACGUCAUAAUUCCACAAUAAAUGACUUGUCUGCUUCUUGCAGACUUAGUUCAUCCAUUAGUGAGUAAUACAUUUAUUAUUUUAUUAUACUCACAUUAGAUUAUUCAUACACUUAUAUUGUUAUUAUGCAUAUGUAUAAAAUCUUUAAUCUUUCAUAAAAUAAUAAUUUGUUAGUUUUUUCUUACUUUUUACAAUGUUUUAAAAUAUUGAUUAAGAAACAUUUUUAUAUAUAUUAUUUAGUAAAAUUUUUCUAAAUUCAGGAUUUUUAUAAUAUAAUAUUAUUUCAUUCAUAUUUUUUUUAUAUAUAAAUAUACAAGUUAUUUGGAUAGUUUCGAAUGUGUACAUGUGCAGCAUACAUGUAUCAGUUUUAGUUCUCAAUAUCUGAUUCAUAAAUAUACAAUAAUUCAUUUUAUUAAUUACAGCAUUUAAAAGAUGUAGUUUUCUCUCUAAUGUAUUUUUAGAGAAAGGAAAUCUCAAGGAAAGAAUUUUAUACAAUAAUUAAAUAAGUUUAUAGAAUAUUACACAUAAAACGAUUUUUUACAUUAAAUAUUUUAAUAUGAUUAAUAUAGAGCUAUUGGAAGAUAAAGCAUCUUGAUUUUUUGUAUAUAUUUCCAAAACUAAUGAGGCUGAUAUUAAAGUAUGAACUAAAUGAUAAUAUAGAACUAAUUCAGUGAUUAUUUAACAGACUUAUUGGUUUAGAUCAAGUUUGUACAUUGUUAACUCUGAAUUUUUUGUAAUUUGGUACAUACUAGCAGAAUUUCUUUUAAUGUUACUUUUUUAAUAUUUGAAACUUAAUAUAUAUAACUGCUAGUCUGUUUUCUUUAUAACAUUCUUAUCAUAAAAGAUAAUCUUUGCUUCCUCUAAAUUUAUCUAUAUUUCAAAAAUCUAUAAAAAAUCAGAAAAGAAUAUAAUAAUGUUAAUUUUACUAAGACAAUCAUUUGACAUUUAAAACUAUAUGUAUACAAGUAUAUUUCAGUAGAAAAUGAUUAUUCUUCAUGCAAUAUUUAAAGUUCAUUUUAACAUUUAUCAGAAAUUAUUUAUAAAAGUGAUAUUCAAAUGUGAUAAAAGUAUAUAGAAUAUAAACUAUAUAGCACAUGUGUGUGUGUGUGUGAUAAAUUUUGAGGCAGUUAAGAUAGCAAUGUAAGUGAGGAUUUUACAUAAUUUAUAUCCAAACAAGAUUUGUUGUGGCACAAAAUAAUAAUGACUAUUUUAUAACACUAUUAUAUAUAUAUAUAUGUUGUAGAUAAAGUACAGCAAAACAUUUCUAGCUUAUCAAGACAAGCUUCUCUUUUCUUGAUUUUUAAAAUAUUUAUGUACGUAUGCUAAAAUAGUAUGCCAUUGCAAAGAAAUAUUUAUUUAUAUAUGAUAUUGUUAAUUAAUAUUUAUGUUAUAAUUUUUAGUUAUUUUAUAUGUACUUUUUCCAGAAUAUAUUCUUAAUCUUCAUCUAAAUAUCAUGCAUAUGUAAAAAAAUAUAAGAAUAAGAUGCAAUUUAAGUGACUUUUUCUUCUAAUAGCUCCAAAUAUGUAGUAACAAAAAGUCAAUAUGUUUAAAAUAAUAGAAGUUGAAUAUUUUUAAAAUUAAUUAUAUUACUAUGAGAGAGCACUACUUUCUGUGCUAUAGGUUCCCUGCGCAGCAGUCGAUCACUAGCUUCGACUUAUUUUUAUGUAACUAGAUCUUUUACAACGAGAUAAAUAUAUUGAAAAAGCUA
Molecule: messenger RNA, 4974 nt
Organism: Vespa velutina
Lineage: Eukaryota; Metazoa; Arthropoda; Insecta; Hymenoptera; Vespidae
Product: fibroblast growth factor receptor substrate 2
Exons: 4
Coding region: 1910-3334 (474 amino acids)
Biological process (GO): cell surface receptor protein tyrosine kinase signaling pathway
Cellular component (GO): cytoplasm
Source: RefSeq, a predicted model, not a curated record